Leishmania mexicana MHOM/GT/2001/U1103 is the source of this 189-nucleotide messenger RNA. RefSeq lists its product as hypothetical. The transcript has a single exon. Bases 1 to 189 code for a protein of 62 amino acids. NCBI's taxonomy places the organism in Eukaryota, Euglenozoa, Kinetoplastea, Trypanosomatida, Trypanosomatidae. The record is from RefSeq and is a predicted model, not a curated record.
AUGAAGGACAAAGCAGAGUUGAACGCACUGCUGCAGAGGUUCACCAACGCCAGGGACUUCAACGAGCGCUUGGUGGUGCCACACUUCGCGUACAGAGGGCGGCGCGAGCUACUACAAGGACGCGGUAGCUUUCAAACGGCUGAUUCAGAUGAACGUGUUGCUCCCCGUCAUCUGUCUGACAGCACGUAA